AGUGCUACUACAAUCCAGCAAGAGACUGAGAGGGAAACAGAACAAAUUCUAAACGCCAUAUUACUGGAUGGUCCUUAUCUCCGCUCGUACUUGUACCAUUUUUGAGCUUUUACACUGGAUACAAAGAGGGAGAGAGGAGGCUAGGGGACAUCACACGAUCCGGUCAUAAUCUUUUUAUCGCUGUUGCCCCACGAGAAGAGAGAAAGGGGACGAUCAAUCAUGCCAUCGGGUGCGAAGAAGAGAAAAGCAGCUAAGAAAAAGAAGGAACAGCAGUCCAUCAAUAACAGCAACAAUUCUUCUUCUGUCGACAAUAGUAGCCCUCGAGGAAAUGAUGAUCCAAAAAGCCAGGAUGAGAGGGAGAGCGAUGGUGGUGAGGUUGGUUCCCCUGCAUCACGGGAACACAAUAGUGAGCAGCAUUCAUUUAAUGAGGAGAAUGAAGAAUCUGAGAAGACAGACUCAUCGUCAUUUGCCUCUGAAUGCAAGCCUGUUGAGGGAGUCGCUAAGGAUGCAGAAGGAAGCCAAAAAGUUGGAGUAGAGGAUGACACUGUUGUUACAACUGAGAGAGAACUGAACCGUGAACAGUAUAUGGAGAGUAAAGAAGUUAGCGUGGAGCAUGUUGAGUCUGCAAAGGAGUCGCAUGAUGGAGAUGACAAAAGCUCUAGCAAUAGUAGUUCUGAUGAUGAGUCUCGAGUUUUUGACAUGAAAUGGAAGGAGGAAGCCCAUAAUUCAGCUUCCGGUAACAUGGAAAAGGUAUUUCCUGAAGAGGAGACACAGGUUUUGGAAAUUGAAAAAUCAAUUAAGGAAGCAACUGGUAAUUCUGUUGCAGAUACUGCCCAUACUGUUGUUUUGGUUACACCUGUGGUGCCUCUGUCUGAUGUGGCAAAACAUGUGAUGGAAGGUGUUGAAGUUGAGAAUUCAGAGGUUCUGUGUGUUGUUGAACCAGGGUUAAAAGAAAAUGAGGAUAAAUUGCUACUGGAGUCCAGUGAUGUUGUAUCUAGUUUGGUACCAAAGAAAAAUAAGGAUAGCUUUUUCUCCCUUUUGGAUGAAAAUGUUGGGCCAUCAACAAAUGUUGUUAGUUCUACUGUAAAUGGAAAUGAGAAUAAGGUAUUGACAUCGCCAGGUGCUCAUAGUUCUGAAACUAGCAUUUAUGCAGAAAAUGUCAAUGACUUAGGGACUUUGAAUGGUACUGUAAUUGGAAAUGAGGCUAAGACGUUAACAUCAUCAGGGACUUGCACUUCUGAAACUAGUAAUGAAACCAAUAAUACCAAAGAUACAAGGAUUUCUGAGUAUACUGAAACCCAGCCUCUUGUACCUCCAGCUGCACAAGUAUCACAGAGAACCUCCUGGACAAGUUGCUGUGGUUUAUUUGAUGUUUUUACUGGCUCCAACAGAUAAUUUCAGAAACAGAGCAUGCUAGUGCUCCAAUGGACUGAUAAGUUCAUGAAACUUGAGAAGGAUUUAGCUAGUAGAAGUUUGUAGUAGCUCAGAUUGGAGUCUUGUCAAAAAGUUUUCCCUAUAAAUAAUGGGCAAGAAACCUGGAUAGACAUACAAUUAUCGUACACUGCAAAUAGUGAUAUUGUCAUCAUUGGUCGGCUGCUUGGUUUACUGUGCUUAAUUUUCUUUUCUAUUGAUUUUCCGUGUGUUUAUAGACAGCGUGUUGUACGUAUUUCGUUUUGCAUUUCAGGCGGAUGUAUGGCUUCAAAACUAACACUUUUAGUAUGAGAUCAAUGUUGUCUCUUGAUUAUUGCAAAUUUCAGUGGCAUCAGUUGAA
Molecule: messenger RNA, 1771 nt
Organism: Hevea brasiliensis (rubber tree)
Lineage: Eukaryota; Viridiplantae; Streptophyta; Magnoliopsida; Malpighiales; Euphorbiaceae
Exons: 4
Coding region: 220-1395 (391 amino acids)
Source: RefSeq, a predicted model, not a curated record